Macrobrachium nipponense is the source of this 458-nucleotide messenger RNA. Its product is annotated as fibropellin-1-like. The coding region runs from base 60 to 458 and encodes 132 amino acids. Lineage: Eukaryota; Metazoa; Arthropoda; Malacostraca; Decapoda; Palaemonidae. Gene Ontology annotation, molecular function: calcium ion binding. The record is from RefSeq and is a predicted model, not a curated record. The transcript is spliced from 4 exons.
ACCGCCCUAGUGUGAGUUUGCCCCUCAGUUUUCUUUCUCUUGUUCUGCCUGAAGUGGUCAUGAAGACAUCGCCGAUUCUCGUCGGCUGCUGCCUCCUCGCCAUGGCGCUAUGCUAUGUGCCCGAUCACACGGAGGGGGGAGAUCCAGGCGGUUUUGGACAUUGGCAUGAAUUAGAUUGUAAACCAACUGAUGCAUGCAUUGAUAACGGUGGGUAUUGCAUCAGAAAUAACAAGAAAGAAGACUGCUACGGCCUCCUCUUUCCAAAAGAGUGCAGGUCACCCAUAUGUUCUUGCUGUGUAGAAGACGAAAGUAAAUGUUUGCGUAAUCCCUGUCAAAAUAACACCGUGUGUACGAACACUUCCGGAAGCUACCAAUGCGGGUGUCUUCCUGGAUACAACUUGACUGCAGAAGGCUGUGUUGGUGAGUUAGAUAAAAGCUACAGAACUUUUUAUACAUAA